ACCGCGCAAGGCUACAUCACGGAUUUGAGUCGCUAUAACGGCUUAGAAGCUAUCGGCACCGCCGCAGUGCGAACAAAAGCUGCUGUUUUCUAUCGGCACUGCCGCAGUGCGAAAAAGCUGCUGUUUUCACAUCGGCACUGCCAAUGUUUAAAAAUGUUUAAACGGGAUGGUGAUGAUUUAAGUCAGCUUAACAUUCUCAAGAAACGAAGAGUAGACGAGCUGCUUGCGCACAAAGUACCAGAGGAUGAAGCUUUACUUAUGAGCAGUGGAAGAUAUGCCUGCACUGUGUGUCAUUAUAGACCUGUGUUUGAUACCUUGCAGAUGCUUACAAUUCAUCGUCGGGGCAAAAAGCAUGAAAAAUGUCUGGAAUCACAUUAUAGAAAGAAAUGGACAUACAUGGCAUUAGUGGAGAAGCGACACCAGGAGAACUAUGUGAGGAAUAAAUUACAGAGUAGCAGUGAUCAACACCAGGAGGACCUUUCACCUCUCUUAACAAAAACACAUGAAAAGACACAGAAUGUCCUUCUAAAGGCUACGCCAUAUAACAGCUGUGUGAAGUGGAGCAGACAUACCAACUUAACAAGUAAUGUUGGACAACAGACAGUACCAUCCACUGACUCUUUCUUAGCAUCAUCUCAAAAUGAACACGUCAAAGCUAAGACAAUAGCAGAAGGUGAUGACCACCUAACAACUCCUAAGUUACAGAAAAUGUCUUUACUAGAACGACAGUUGCCAUCAGUUGAACAAUCAAGAGCAUUCAAGCAUUAUAUGCCCUCAAAGGUUUCCCAUAGAAGAAUUGAUUCUGGUGCUCCUGUGGAACUGAAGCCUUAUACUUCAAAAUUAAAACGCAACACUUGCGUUGAUUCCUUGAAAAAAUAUACAACAUCCAAUGCUGAUGUAUGUGUGCCAGUAACAGAGUUUGAAACAUGCAACAAAUACCAACAAGACCUCUAUCCAUCUAUAAUUCCUAAUGACUCAAAGUUGCCAGGAUUUAAUGACUCGAAGAUGCCAGGAUUCAAUCUCCAAUUGCCAAUCAGAACAGAUUUUAAAAAUAGUAAUUCUUCAGAAAGACAUAGUGUGUUAAUAUACAAUGAUUCAGAAUCUAAAGGAGACUUGAACUCAGCUAUAGUACACAAAUUAGAUCAUAAAUCUGCUUCAAAGAAAAAGGUAGUCACACCAGUCACUGGACUAAAAGAUGAAGAUAAAAAGAAGAAAGUACAACAAAUAUUACAACUUACAAGCUCUGGGUGGAAACGAGACAGAGGAGGAAUAUGGAUAAAAGAUGAGGAUGUUGAGUUUGAUUCAGAUGAAGAGGAACCUCCAUUAACGUUAUAAAUAAAUUUUGAUCUAUUAUGAGUCCAAGCAAGGCAAUCCAACAACAGGAUGCACAUCUAGGGACAUCAAAUGUUGUAAAGUUCAUCUUAAUGUCAAGCAUCAUGCAACAAGGACUGUUUCCAUAGUGUGUCCCGUUUCAACAUCCAGCCAACGAAAAGUCAAAGAAGCGUUGCAUAUCCAAUGGGAAAAGCCCUCUCUCAACAAGCAACUUUUAAAUUUAAUUGAAACUUUGUUAUUCUGAUGUUCAUUAUUUCGUUUCUUUAUCUUUAUUUAUGUCAUUCCUCUCUUUACAGUUACGGUUCAAUCGAUUCUUUAGAAUGCAAUAUCAUGUUGUUUUUCAAAUAGUGAUGGUUUAAUUCCUCUUUAUUUACAAUACAAUGUAUUGCAGAUGUUUAUAAAAAAGAUUGCAUAAAGAGCAAUCACUACGCUGAAAAUGGCAGAUGUACUGCCGGUAGAAAAUAAAAAUAUUUACAUUAAAAUCAGCUAGGCUUUGCCUACAUGAUAUUGAGCUUUAAAA
Messenger RNA from Anneissia japonica, 1852 nucleotides. Its product is annotated as sodium channel modifier 1-like. The transcript has 7 exons. The record is from RefSeq and is a predicted model, not a curated record. The coding region runs from base 154 to 1335 and encodes 393 amino acids. NCBI's taxonomy places the organism in Eukaryota, Metazoa, Echinodermata, Crinoidea, Comatulida, Comatulidae. Gene Ontology annotation, cellular component: nucleus. Gene Ontology annotation, biological process: RNA splicing.